Ceratosolen solmsi marchali is the source of this 727-nucleotide messenger RNA. RefSeq names its product mitochondrial ribosomal protein L17 (gene mRpL17). Bases 180 to 704 code for a protein of 174 amino acids. Gene Ontology annotation, cellular component: ribosome; mitochondrial large ribosomal subunit. Gene Ontology annotation, molecular function: structural constituent of ribosome. Gene Ontology annotation, biological process: translation. NCBI's taxonomy places the organism in Eukaryota, Metazoa, Arthropoda, Insecta, Hymenoptera, Agaonidae. The transcript has 3 exons. The record is from RefSeq and is a predicted model, not a curated record.
UGGCAGAUUUCUUUUCUUAUACUUUCACUAUUAGCAUUUGUUGGCACACCUUACAAAGAAUUGUGUGAUAAUUGGCAUUCAAUUACAAAUUCCUAGAAUCUCAAAACUAUACUGCACAUGCGUCAAAACAAAUUGAGUUUUAUAGAAAUACUCGUUAACUAAAUAGGAAUUUAUUUAAAAUGAAUCAAGCUAAAAUUGCAAAUUUGGUUUGCCAGUUAAGAUAUAAUGUACUACCAAAACCUCGAAAAUUGAAAAACGUUAAAGGACCAGAAGGAAGAAGUAUAAAAUUACAAAAGACAUUAACUAAAUUGUUAAAAUAUGAGAGAAUAGAGUUAAAUUUAAAUCGAGCCGAUGAGACGAGAGGUUACGUGGAACAGCUUAUAUCUCAGGCAAUUCGAAAUGGCUGUCAGAAUAAAACAGUUAUGGAAUUGGCUAAUUUUUGGAUAUUAGAAAAACAACUUAUAUAUAAAUUGUUCAAUGUUUUUGUACCUAGGUAUAAGAGUUAUUGUACAUCUUUUACUAGAAUAUACAAUUGCCCAAGGGAUUAUCCAGGAAGUUAUAGGAAAAAAGUAGUAUUAGAAUUAAAAGGAAAUCCAUAUCCAAGUAUAUAUACGCAUUCUUCAGAUGGAAAUCUAUUACAGAAUGUACUUUUAAGUGAAGCUAAAAAGCAAUACCAUAUUAAGCACUAUGAAAAAUUUAUAUAAAUAAUUAUAAAAUUAUAAUAUAA